UCCGGACAUGCGCAGAACGUGCAGAGGAACGCCUUCUUCUGGAUUUAACACCGGUGCGAGAUUUUGGCGCCACGUGUGGAUCAUAUAUAUGUUCAAGAUCAGUUCGGGAUUGAGGAGUCCUACUUUUUAUCCUCAAGAGAAGGGCAUUAUUAUUGAAGAAUGGAAGAAGAUACACAUUAUAGAAUCAGGUUUAGUUCUUUGUGUUUCAUCAAUGAACAUGUUGGAUUUCAGGGUACUAUAAAAAGCUCACCUGGUGACUUUAUUGUUAUUGAGAUCGAUGAACAAGGACAGUUAGUUAAUAAAGCCAUUGAUGAACCAAUUAAUGCAGUUAGUAAAAUACCUGAGCUGAAUAAUUUUGCCAAAAAGCCAAAAUUAGAUCUUCAAAAUUUGUCCUUUGAAGAUGGAAGUUACCAAGAACUUAAUACUUUGUCUAAGUGCUCUGAUGGUGACCAAAAUCACCAGUCUAAUUCAGAAAAAGAAGAUACCAUCAGUGAUAGGACUUCCAAGUGUGAAGAAGAAAAAGCUGAUGUAUUAAACUUCUUUUUAGAUGAAAAAACAAAUGAAUUACUGAAUCAGUUUGCCUGUGAUGUAAAAGAGAAAUGGAAUUCAGAAACUGAGCUAAUUGGGCCAUCUCCUGAAUUCUCAUUAGGCAGGAUUCUUGACAAAAACCAAAGGGCUAUUUUACACAGUGCUAUUAGGCAGAAAUUUCCUUUCUUAAUAACUGUAGGAAAAAACAGUGAAAUUGUUAUAAAACCAAAUCUUGAAUAUAAAGAACUUUGCCAUUUGGUAUCUGAAGAAGAAGCACUUGACUUUUUUAAGUAUUUGGAUGCAAAGAAAGAAAAUUCCAAAUUUACCUUUAAGCCUGAUGCAAACAAAGACCACAGAAAAGCUGUCCACCAUUUUGUCAAUAAGAAGUUUGGAAACCUUGUGGAGACCAAAUCUUUUCCUGAACAGACUUACAGUGCUGGUGAUCCAAAUGUAGUAAUAACAGUAAGAUUUCGGGAAAAAACAAAGCACAAGAAAAGGUCUCUUCUUGAAUGCCAGGAAAGAAAAGUGAUAUAUACAGCUUUUACCCUACGAAAGGAAAAUCUGGAGAUGUUUGAAGCAAUUGGUUUUUUAGCUCUCAAACUUGGUGUGAUUCCUUCGGAUUUUACUUAUGCAGGCCUUAAAGACAAGAAAGCCAUCACCUAUCAAGCAAUGGUUGUGAGAAAAGUGACUCCAGAGAGGUUGAAAAAUAUUGAAAAAGAAAUUGAAAAGAAAAGAAUGAAUGUGUUUAAUAUUCGAUCUGUUGGUAAGCCCCUUAGACUUGGACAGCUCAAAGGAAAUCACUUUAAUAUUGUCGUCAGAAAUUUACAAAAUCAAAUAAAUGAUUCUGCAAAUUUGAAAGAGAGAAUUUUUGAGGCGAUAGAAAAUGUUAAGAAUAAAGGUUUUGUGAAUUACUAUGGACCACAGAGAUUUGGGAAGGGAAGGAAAGUUCAUACAGACCAAAUUGGAUUGGCUUUGCUGAAGAAUGAAAUGGUGAAGGCCAUAAAAUUAUUUCUUACACCAGAAGACUUGGAUGAUCCUGUAAAUAGAGCAAAGAAAUAUUUUCUUCAAACUGAGGAUGCUAAAGGCACACUUUCAUUGAUGCCUGAAUUCAAAGUUCGAGAGAGAGCGUUGUUGGAGGCAUUACAUCGCUUUGGCAUGACAGAGGAGGGUUGUAUCCAGGCAUGGUUCUCUUUUCCCCAUUCCAUGCGCUUAUUCUAUAUUCAUGCAUAUAGCAGCAAAAUUUGGAAUGAGGCAGCGUCUUACCGACUUGAAACCUAUGGAUCAAAAGUAGUGGAGGGUGAUUUGAUCUGUUUGGAUGAAGAUGUUGAUGAGCAUUUUCCAAGUACUAAAGUUCAUCUGGUGACGGAAGAAGAGGAAUCAGCUAACACAUAUACAAUACACCAGGUGGUUCUUCCCGUACUUGGAUACAAUAUUCAGUACCCGAAGAAUCAAGUAGGGCAAUGGUACCAGGAAACACUUAGCAGAGAUGGACUACAGACAUGUAGGUUUAAAGUACCUACUCUGAAACUGAACGUACCAGGAUGCUAUAGACAGAUUUUGAAACAUGCCCAUAAUCUCUCAUACCAACUAAUGGGAGAUCAUGAUGUCAAAAUGGAAGGUUCCCACAUCGAUGAAUCAACUUUAUCUCUUUUGAUCUCUUUUAAUCUUGAUGCUUCAUGUUAUGCCACAGUUUGUCUGAGGGAAGUAAUGAAGUAUGACAUUUAAAACUGAUACCCUUAAAUAAAAAAAAAACUAACUGAUACCCUUGAUAUAAUUGUGUGUGUGCCAGUCAUUGAAGGAAAGGUAGCUAAAAUUUCGUGACUGUCUACCAUAUGCUAGGAGCUUCGUAAUUGUUGUCUCCUUUGAUUUUUCACAGCAUCCUGAGAAGUUGGGGAAUUUGAUGCUUUAAAGUUCCAGGGGACAUAUAGUAAGUAAGUGUCAGGGUCUGAAUUUAAGGUCUGUGUGAAAGCCUAUGUUGUUUCUAUUUUAUCAUGCUUCAGUGAACUUUAUUCUGUGUCAUAAAGGUGCCAAUUGUUUUAAACUGUUAAUACCAUAUAUUGCUGUAAGCUAACACUUAAGAUAAAAAUUGUGAAAUAGUA
This is a messenger RNA of Ictidomys tridecemlineatus (thirteen-lined ground squirrel), 2627 nucleotides long. RefSeq names its product pseudouridine synthase 7 like (gene Pus7l). Gene Ontology annotation, cellular component: nucleus. NCBI's taxonomy places the organism in Eukaryota, Metazoa, Chordata, Mammalia, Rodentia, Sciuridae. Gene Ontology annotation, biological process: pseudouridine synthesis. Gene Ontology annotation, molecular function: RNA binding; pseudouridine synthase activity. The record is from RefSeq and is a predicted model, not a curated record.